Messenger RNA from Verruconis gallopava, 1492 nucleotides. RefSeq lists its product as uncharacterized. Gene Ontology annotation, molecular function: peroxidase activity; heme binding. The coding region runs from base 404 to 1372 and encodes 322 amino acids. Lineage: Eukaryota; Fungi; Ascomycota; Dothideomycetes; Venturiales; Sympoventuriaceae. The transcript has a single exon. Gene Ontology annotation, biological process: cellular response to oxidative stress; hydrogen peroxide catabolic process; response to reactive oxygen species. The record is from RefSeq and is a predicted model, not a curated record.
CUUGACGCACACGUCCGGCAAUGUUUUGGCGCUGUGCCCAUUGAGUUAUCGUGCCGCUUCGCCAAUUCACGUACGGAGGUCCCACGAUGAGGUGGAUAGACUGAGCGCGGAUGCCGAGGCAUUGGGCGACGAUGCCAGUUUAUAUUGGACAAGAGACGAGUCGAUGCCAUUCCUCCUUAUCUUGUACCACGAUUGCGCACUUCAUCAUCUUUGCUCUUCGUCCCCUCGCUCCCUCUUUUUUCUUUAGCGUCUCGUCUUUAUCUUUGGCGCUUUUCUUUUUUUCCCUCCUUGGACUGAACGAAAAAAAAAUUUACCUAGGGGAACCCACCUUGCAACUGCAACCUGUCGUCAACGGCCCGUCUUUUCAUCUUCAACCAAGUACACCUUCAUCGCCCAAAAAGCCAUGGCGCGGGACUACGAGGCCGUUCGUGAAUCCAUAAAGAAGCUGCUCCAUCAGCCUGAGUAUGACGACGGCAGUGCCGGCCCAGUUCUCGUCCGUUUGGCGUGGCACUCUGCGGGCACAUACGACGUCGAAACGGACACCGGUGGCUCCAACGGCGCCGGUAUGCGUUACGAAGCCGAAGGUGGCGACCCGGCUAACGCAGGUCUGCAACACGCCCGUGCAUUUCUCGAACCCGUGAAGGCUCAGCAUCCUUGGAUCACCUACUCGGAUCUAUGGACUCUGGCUGGCGUGGUCGCCAUUGAAGAGAUGGGUGGUCCACGGAUACCGUGGCGACCAGGCCGCACCGACUUCGUCGACGACUCCAAGGUACCGCCUCGAGGUCGUCUUCCCGAUGCCACGCAGGCCGCUGAUCACCUGAGGCACAUAUUCUACCGAAUGGGAUUCAACGACCAGGAGAUUGUGGCUUUGAGCGGUGCGCACAACUUGGGCCGCUGCCAUUCCGACAGAUCUGGCUUCGAGGGCAAGUGGGUCAAUAACCCAACUCGCUUCUCAAACCAGUACUUCCGGCUGCUUCUCAGCGAGCAAUGGAAGAAGAAGACGCUGCCAAACGGACUGGAGCAGUACAUCUCGGUGGACGAGGAGACGGAAGUGGAGCUGAUGAUGCUGCCCACCGACAUGGCGCUUAUUCAUGACGAGUCCUUCCGGCCUUGGGUGGAGAAGUACGCCAAGGACAAGGACCUGUUCUUUGCGGACUUCACCAAGGUGUUUGACAAGCUCAUGGAGCUGGGCAUCAGGCGGGGGGAAAACGGCGAGAUCCUCAACACGGACAACGUCAAGGGUGGUUAUAUAUCUGCGCCGCGAAAGAGUCCGGUUGCGGGCGCGACGUCGAAGACGCGUCAGACCGGACAGUCUUACGACGAGGCAUCGCCCCUCAAGCAGCAGAACGAGGCGUUCAGGGCAAGGCUGUAGAAUACAUAGAACUUUGCGUCGCAAGGCGUAGUGUCGCGGCGAUCAUAGAACACCAUAGACAUAGCACUAGAUACCAUUAGAUGUGUUAGAGUUAGAAAUGAGAUUGUGUAAUUUUGAUAG